Messenger RNA from Racocetra persica, 338 nucleotides. The record is from the annotation of a GenBank genome assembly. Lineage: Eukaryota; Fungi; Glomeromycota; Glomeromycetes; Diversisporales; Gigasporaceae.
GUGUAAUUUUAUUUGGAUUAGAUUUGCAAUGUCUUGAAAUGCGUAGAAGUCAUAUUCAAAAAAAAUCUUAUUCACAUCUUAAAUCUGAAUCACAAAAAAUUCAUCGCUUAAAACAAUUAGCUUUGGAUAUUCAGUCUUGUUCUAAAGAAUUAUUUGAAAAACAUGGAUUUUUUGAAACAAAUUUAAAUUAUUUAGGAAUUAAAAUUUUUAAUGAACAAGUUAAAAUAGAUUUUGCAAAAUCAACAUUAUCUACAUAUCUUGAUUCUAUUGUCUAUGCAUGUGACAAAGGUUUAAUUUCACAAGAUAGUUGUAGCAAUUUCAUCUUUUUUAGAGCGAGA